UUCGAAAACAAAAGGUUCCUAACUUGGAAAUCUUCAACCUUGGUGUAACUAGCGUCUACGUAGAUGUUGCUAUACCAAAAAAUAUGGCUGAAAAAUUGCUGGCUUUUUACAACAAUGCAUUAAUGCAAAAAUCUGUUGGUAUAAAUGGUGAUACGUUCUUUUCAGCUAUGCGUUUGAUACCAAUCGAUCAAUCCGGUGAACCUUACUACAGGUUCUUCAUUGGAUUUCAGUAUCCGACAAUCCUUGACAGCAAAGGCCCAAAUAGUAAUUUAGUUGAUGAUGAUGAUCCUGAAUCCGUUAUGAAACAUACAAUUUCAAGAAUCAAACAAUUACGUCCACCUUGCGAAUUGACGGAUCUAAUGGUCGACAUAUUUUCGUUGGUUCCAACCUCUGAUCCAGGAGAGAAGUAUCCGUUUCGAGUGUAUAAUGCUCCACGACGUCGUCCGCUUCGCGAUAUUGAUCCAUCAUCUGUCCCUCCCUGGAAAAAUGAUAGAAUCAUUUUGUUAGGCGAUGCAGCCCAUGCUAUGAAUCCAAUAUUAGGAUUAGGUGCAAAUAAUGCAAUACAAGAUGCCGAUCUUUUAACCAAGGAAUUACUUAAUUAUGCGUAUAAAAAUGAUGAUUUAUUCGCAUGCAUUCGACGAUACAACGAGCAAAUGAGAGCUCGAUCAUCUAAAGACGUUCAGUCAUCACGUAACACUGCACUAAGACAAAAUGUUCCAAUUGGAACAUUUG
Messenger RNA from Racocetra persica, 732 nucleotides. The record is from the annotation of a GenBank genome assembly. Lineage: Eukaryota; Fungi; Glomeromycota; Glomeromycetes; Diversisporales; Gigasporaceae.